Molecule: messenger RNA, 1746 nt
Organism: Daucus carota subsp. sativus
Lineage: Eukaryota; Viridiplantae; Streptophyta; Magnoliopsida; Apiales; Apiaceae
Exons: 2
Coding region: 1-1746 (581 amino acids)
Molecular function (GO): nucleic acid binding; zinc ion binding
Source: RefSeq, a predicted model, not a curated record
AUGGAUCAUCUAGCUCUUUUUGCUGAAUUGGAACAAUUUGAGAGAAAGAUGCAUGCCAAGAAGCAUGAUGCUCCAGUUGAGAAAAUGAAGAAUUUAGCUCUUACUGCUGAAAAGAGCAAGCCAGAAUCAGAUGAGGAAUCAGACGAAGAUCUUGCUCUCCUUUCCAAAAAGAUUCAACGGAUGAUUAACAAGCAUAGUCAGCUGAAAAAGGAGAAAGGCAAGGACAAGGCUAAGUACUCAAGUAGCAGAAGGCCCUCCAAGGAAUCAAAGGAUCAGAACUGCUUCGAAUGUGGAAAGCCUGGUCACUUCAAGAAGGACUGCUACAAGCUGAAAUCAAAACAGCCUGCUGUUUCCAGAGACGAGAGGAAGAAAUCCAAGGCACUUCUGACUUGGAGUGAUGAUGAAGAAGAAUCUGCCUCUAGUGAUGACUCUAGUAAGGAAAUGAUCAAUCUUGCACUUGUUGGCAUGGAGGAUGACAAUGUUCGAGGACUUACCGAAGAUGGUCUUGUCGAAACUGAUUCCGAAGAUGACAACAGUGAGGUUAGUUCGUUCAAAUUUGAUCUCUCCAGUGAUAAUUUUGUACUAGAACAACUAACCAUGCAGGAACAAGAUAGUAUUCCAAGUAAGGAAUACAAUUCUCUUAAGGCAGAAAACAGCAAGCUGACUGAAAAGAAUAAAUAUCUCAAGAACAUGGUUCAAGAGCUUAUGCAGAAGAUAGAUACAUUCUUUGACUCCAAAGAGCCUACUCAAGCCAUAAUCAAGGAACUUCAAGAAAAACUAGAUCAAUCUGAAGGUUUUCAUAAAGUCUUGAUGAGAAGAAAUGAGGCUCAAAAAGAAGAAAUCUCCCAGCUGAAACAAGAGAUAGAAGCCAGAGAUGCAUGCCUAGAGACGUUCAAAAUUAAGGAAUCUACAAAGCUGCAUUCAUCUCAGCCUGCUGCCAGUACAUCUCAGCCUGCUGCAAGUACGUCACAGCCCACUACCACAACAAGACAGCAAGCUGAAAAGAUCCAAACUCUUGAAACAGAAGUCUCAAAGCUCAGAAAAGGAAUAGGAACUUUUGUUCAAGGAGGAGAAGGUCUGAAAUUCAUGAUGAAGAGCAUCAAGGUUCCAUUGGAUAAAGAAGGAGUUGGUCUCAACUUCAACAAGAAGGGAAAUGCUCUUAAGUAUGAAAGAAGGCGUGGCAAACCAUACAAAUAUGCUAUGCCCUGGAAGGAAUGUGCAAAAUGUGGAGGAAAAGGACAUCUAGCUCAGAAUUGCAGAGUCAGACCUCAAAGACAAUACUUCCAGAAAAGAUCAGAGGGGAAAACAGCCUACUGGAACAAGAAAACAGCUUACCAGAAUGGUCCAAACAGAAGCUAUAGAACUCAGCAGCAUACAUAUCCUACUGUGAUGUGUCUUGCUGCUAAGAUCAAGUCUACACAAUGGAUCAUUGAUAGUGGCUGUACAAGGCAUAUGUGUGGAGACAAAACUCAGUUUAAGAGUCUAAAGAUGAAAAGAGGAGGAGGUGUAACUAUUGGUGAUAGUAAGACCCUCCCUAUUCUAGGUAAAGGUAAAGUUGGUAAUGACACUACCUCUAUCUCUAAUGUUAGAUUUGUUAAAGGCUUGAAAUACAAUUUACUUAGUGUAAGUCAAUUGCAUGAUGAUGGCCAUAAAGUUGAAUUUUCUAAGGAUAAAUGUGUUAUUACUGUUGGUACUAACCAGAUUCCUCUAGUUGCUAGAAGGGAAGGAAAUAUAUAUAUAUCUUAG